Molecule: messenger RNA, 1998 nt
Organism: Penicillium expansum
Lineage: Eukaryota; Fungi; Ascomycota; Eurotiomycetes; Eurotiales; Aspergillaceae
Product: glycosyltransferase
Exons: 5
Coding region: 1-1998 (665 amino acids)
Biological process (GO): carbohydrate metabolic process
Molecular function (GO): hexosyltransferase activity; UDP-glycosyltransferase activity
Source: RefSeq, a predicted model, not a curated record
AUGACUGAUUUGGGACCAAUCUCCACUUUCCCUGAUACUGAUGAUCCUCCGCCACCAUAUGAGGCUCUUUGGGAUUCAGAUGAUAGACCAAUGCGACAGAGUAUUUUGCCUCCGUCUGAACUACCAUGUCCUACUGCGCCCUUGCCUGACCUUUCUUUGACCGAAGAUGGCCGUGUGAACAUGCGAGUUGGAUUGCGGUUCAGUCGCAAUCUUGAAUGGCUGAUGGAUACCCAACCUACCCAAGUUGAGGUGUCCCAAACGGCAGAAGCGACUUUCCCUACACCAGUGUCUAAUUUCAAUCUUCGCCUGAACAUUGUCAUCCAAGUAGUAGGCAGCCACGGUGACGUACAGCCUUUCGUUGCCUUGGGUGAGGAGUUGCAAAGACAUGGACACCGUGUGCGGUUGGCAACACACGCCAAAUUUGAAUCAUUCGUCAAAUCAGCUGGGCUCGGGUUUUACCCCAUCGGAGGAGACCCUGUUGAAUUAAUGUCUUACAUGAUGCGCAAUCCGGGGCUAAUUCCGAGCAUGAAGAGCCUGCUGGCGGGCGAUGUUCAACAGAAGCGAGCUUCUAUCGCCGAGAUCCUAGGUUCCUGGCGGUCUUGCAUAGAUCCAGACCCACACGAUAAAAGGCCCUUUGUUGCAGAUGCCAUUAUUGCAAACCCGCCAAGCUUUGCCCAUGUACACUGUGGACAAGCACUCUGGGUCCCUGUUCAUCUCAUAUUUACAAUGCCCUGGACUCCCACUAGGGUUUUUCACCAUCCUCUUGCCAACUUGGACUAUUCUGAGAACGACCCCUCGUUGGGAAAUUAUAUAUCCUACCAUUUUGUCGAAUGGAUUACAUGGAAUGGUUUGGGAGAUCUGAUAAACACAUGGCGGAAGGAUACCCUAAAGCUAGACACCAUUCCAACUACGGAGGGCCCGAAUCUGUAUGAAACAUUAAAAAUUCCUUUUACAUAUUGUUGGUCGCCCGCGUUGACUCCAAAGCCGGAGGACUGGGGACCACAUAUAGAUGUUGCUGGCUUCUUCUUCUUCCGUGAGCCAGUGGCUUAUGAUCCACCACCAGAGCUAGAUGACUUUCUGCGUGCAGGUCAACCCCCUGUCUACAUCGGAUUUGGCAGCAUUGUUCUUGAGGACGUGGAGAAAACCGUUUCGGUCAUUCUAGAGGCCAUCCAAAUGACAGGGGUGCGUGCUAUAAUCGCUGGUGGCUGGAGUGCACUGCAUGGCCGAGAUACUUCUAGUGUCUAUUAUAUUCAGGAUUGUCCACAUGAGUGGCUAUUCAAACGUGUCGCAGCCGUCGUACAUCACGGUGGAGCGGGCACCACUGCAUGUGGUCUACGCAAUGGGAGACCCACCACAAUUAUUCCAUUCUUUGGGGAUCAACCUUUUUGGGGUAAAAUGGUUGCCACUGCGGGGGCUGGGCUGGACCCAAUCCCUUAUAAGAGCCUUACGGCACAGAAAUUAGCAAACGCUAUUUCCUAUUCCUUUACCCCACGAGCCAUUGCGGAAGCUCAAUCUAUUGCGGAGAAAAUCAAGCAAGAACCGGGGGUACGUGCAGCGGUAGAUUCGUUCCAUGCACAUUUGCCACAAACACAAAUACAAUGUGACAUGAUCCCCGGAGAAGCUGCGGUUUGGAAGCUUAAGAAGGGAAAACGGAUUCUCAAGCUGUCGAACACGGCUGCACUGGUUUUGAAACGUCAAGGGCGGUUCCAAGAAAAGCAUCUCAAAAGCACAAACAGAUACCAAAGCAAGCCAUUCAGUAUAGACCCCCAACGUUGGGACCCACUUACAGCUGUUUCCUCCGCGUCGCUGUCAACUUUGACUGGCAUGGCCGAUGCCACAGCUGGAAUCUUCAUCGAUCCUUACCAGGAAUGCAAACGUCUCCGAUCAAACCGCCAUACUCGUCUUGCCAUUCCUGUCGCUGCCUCUACGCUUCUCCCCACCGGGUUGCUUUCAACAACUGAAAUCCAAGCCUUCGUACAGGCCGUGACUAAAGGUUGA